AGAGAGAUCCGUAAAUCUGAAGCAACGGUCCUCGACAUCUCUAAUCAUUUGCUUUCUUCACGAGAAGAAGCUCAGUCUCUCUCUCUCUCUCUCUCCCCCUCGUUCUCUCUUGCGAUUUGUAUUAUUAUUUAUUUGUUUUAAUUCAUAUUUAUGGGAUUUAAUAAGAGCUGGGGGGGAUAAAGGAAGUGCGAGAAAAGCUAAAGAGCAAGAAUCUAUGUGCUGGGGGAUUGCCCCAUGCCUUUUCCUUCAUAUCCUUUUUGAGCUCGCAAAGCCAUGGCCGACGAUCUCUGUUUUUUCAGCAAGGAUUCUUUUAUCUUUAAGUCUCCUAAGAAGUCUCCAUUGUUGUUGAGGACGGUUGUCUUGGUAUUUGUAAUGGUAUGUGGUGUGUAUAUAUGCACAAUUUGUCUGAAGCAAAUAGGGGUUGGCACCAAGACUGGACUUUUGAGCCUUGAAGUAUUCGACAGACCAUGUCCCGAGCCGCAAAUUGAGCCGUGGGAUAUUCCUUAUGUGCACUACCCAAAACCAAAAACUUUUAGAAGGGCGGAAUGCGCUUGCCAUCCUGUGAGGUAUUUCGCUAUUCUUUCAAUGCAGAGAUCUGGGAGUGGAUGGUUUGAGACCCUGUUGAACAAUCAUACCAACAUUAGCUCCAACGGGGAGAUCUUUUCUGUUAAAGUUAGGAGGAGUAAUAUCUCUACCAUUUUUGAGACCUUGGACAAAGUUUAUAAUCUAGACUGGCUCACAAGUGCUUCCAAGAAUGAGUGCACAGCUGCAGUUGGGUUGAAGUGGAUGCUUAAUCAGGGCUUGAUGCAACAUCAUGAAGAAAUAGUAGAUUACUUCAAAACUCGUGGUGUUUCAGCAGUUUUUCUCUUCAGAAAAAAUCUUUUACGUAGAAUGAUUUCGGUACUUGCAAAUUCAUAUGAUCGAGAUGCUAAGCUAUUAAAUGGAACCCACAAGUCUCAUGUCCAUUCCCGUCAUGAGGCAGAGAUAUUGGCACGUUACAAGCCUUUCAUCAAUGCAACGCUGCUGAUACCUAAUCUGAAGCAGGUAGAAGCAACAACAUCCAAAGCUUUGGCAUACUUCAAUAGCACUCGCCACAUUGUCCUCUACUACGAGGACGUAGUCAAAAACCGAACUAUAUGA
Molecule: messenger RNA, 1140 nt
Organism: Carica papaya (papaya)
Lineage: Eukaryota; Viridiplantae; Streptophyta; Magnoliopsida; Brassicales; Caricaceae
Source: RefSeq, a predicted model, not a curated record